Amphibalanus amphitrite is the source of this 973-nucleotide messenger RNA. RefSeq lists its product as uncharacterized. The transcript has 5 exons. The coding region runs from base 58 to 645 and encodes 195 amino acids. The record is from RefSeq and is a predicted model, not a curated record. Lineage: Eukaryota; Metazoa; Arthropoda; Thecostraca; Balanomorpha; Balanidae.
UAUAUAGGGACGAGUCAGAGGUGUCUACAUAAGGCACGGAAAAGUCAGGCUGCUAAGAUGGCUCGUCACAGUCUGCUGCUGCUCUGGCUCAGUGUGAUGGCUGCUUUGGGCCUAGUUGCAAGCAAGGAAGAACCACCUCCAGAAAUAGUGAUGCCCGGAUUCCGUGUCUAUGGUCGUUGUGGACAAGACUGGCCCUUCUGCCCAUUCCCGUCCCAGGAGUGCAGAAACGGUGGCUGGUGGUGCCCCCACGGCUACACGUGCAGUGCGUGCGACUACCCGGAGGAGGCCAACUGCUGCUAUGCCAACUGUAAAACGUUCAGCGCUCGGCUCGGUCAGCCGUGUCGACGCGGCCACAAUUGUUACCCGUGUGGCUCCAGCACCUAUCCACUCUGUUGCAAACCACGAGCAGUCUCGCUAGGUGAAUGUCAGGCCAAGUGCAGCAGCCCAUUCAAAGCCUGCUUUCUACAUGGGUGUCCGUACGGUCAUCUGGGCUGGUGUUGUCGCUGGAAGAUCUGCUGGGGACCCUGGUGUGCGCCCUGUAUCGGCAAACACUGCCUGGCGCGCCGACCUCAACUCAGCGCUAAGGCCAAAGACCUUGCACAGCAAACCGUAAUGGAUGGAAAGAAAUUUCAGAAAGUUGUUUAAUGAGUUGGCUACAAGCCUGGAGUGAGGGGAGCCGAGAGCUCCGUCCAAUUUACACUGUCAGUACUGCAUGUUUGGGCUUUUCUUUUGCGACUUUUUUCUCUUUUUUACGUACAACUGUUUAUAUAUUUACCUAUUGUAGCAUCGCACCUUUACGAUGCCCCUAUAGAAGGUCUUAGUUUACAUAGUUUGGUGCUUUUCAAAUUUUCAUCAUCUAUGUAGGUAUGUAUUGUAAAAUUCGCUUCGCGUCGUUUAUUUUUGUUUUAUCUUAUCUAACUUUUUUCGACAUUCUAGUAACAUCACGAAAUAAAACAGAGUUUCGAUUAAAGAA